CUGGCCAAAGUUGGGAGUGCAUAACCAUGCGAAGGGCAGGUAUAGGGCUUCUUCCGAGGGUGGGAGGGAAAUAUUGUGUGAAGGCCGUAUCAUAAUAUUAUUAUCAUAUCACACCACCGCGGUUUUGCUACGGUAUUUUACUUUUCGAUGCUCAGUAUUGCUAAAGUAUCAUAGGACUUAGAGGCUAAUGAGAGUGGGUUUGCCUCAUUUACCCUUGACCCCCGGCGCAGCAGAAUAAUCACCACCACCUUUGAACGAGCAGGACGGACACAGCCAUGACGUAUAGGAGCUCGAGGAACAAAAAAACGAAAUUCAGGUACCGGUUGUGGCUUUCUCUAUACCUCAGCGAGUUCCGAUAAACCCUUGGGACCAAUUAACUGUCCCCUCAGUGGCCGUCCUUGGGCGCCCGAGCCUGGGAUAUCCAAUUAACUGAGGCCAUAACCGCCUCUUCCCGAAACGUGAUACUCUAUCCUCGGCUCCCGCCUCGCUCCCCGACAUUGCUGGCCCGGCUGGCCUGUAGGGCUAAUGGGAGGUUCAGAAUUGGGAGUGCUGUGACUUUUCGUGCCCGCCAUGUCGGCGAUGGUCAAUGCCGACGUGGUCCGUGGUGUGCUGCACCGUACUACCUGUUAAAACCCGCUUGAUGCGUCUGGAAUGCUUGCAAUAUUCACUCAUUUCUCUGGUUCCUCACGGGAGUCUGCACCCCUCUUCCUACCCCCCCCCUCCAACCCGACAAACUAGCGCUAACGACCAAAUGCUCUCCAACCUAUCUGUCCUAAUCACCGGACAUGGACACUGGGUGACUACUGGAUGAUCGGAGCCUUGGCCCUCCUCGUGGGGCGAGUGGUUGUGGUUCACUUGGUGAUCGUGAAUGGCACUAAUGACUUGCGUGGUAUCGGGGAGCUGGGUGGAGAGGAGGGGCGUAGGAGGGAGUUUGGGAGUAAGAUGAUACUCAUUGGGAGGACUUGUUAUGCUCUUUUUCUAUGGUUUUUGAAAUUUGGGAUCGUUUCGCUUUAUGAACGGAUUGCGCCCCAGUCGAAGGGCUAUCGGGUUCCGCUGAAGUGCCUCUCAACCGGGCAAGUAUAUCCUGAUCCAGGAGAAACGUGCCACUACUCCGAAAUCCAACUUUACACAUCAGGGGCCUGCAACAUAGUCACCGAUCUGAUCUUAAUGAUCUACCCUCUCCCAAUUAUAUUCCGCUCCCGUAUCCCCACCCGACGCAAACUCCAAAUCGGCGGCCUCUUCUCCCUUACCUUCUUUGCAAUUCUAGCCAGUACACUCCGGUUACCAUUCGUAAUGAGUAAUAACUCACGUCAGCGAUGGAGAGCUCUUUUUGCUUGGGUAGAGAUGCUGGUGGCCUGCUUCGUUGCAAACGCACCAGAUUUAUACAGGGCCAUUGGUGUGCGGGCGAAUGGCAGCUCCGGUACUAGAUCUUCUGGUGAGGGCGCCCCGGGGAGGUACUGGUUUACGGCGAACCGGAGGAGGGGGAUUAGAGGGAGGGGUGUAGCUCCUGCCCUUAGGGAGGAGGGGGAAAGUGAAGGUGUGUCGGGGGGGAGUUUGGAGUUGCUAUAAUUUAGGGGAAUGUGCGUAGUCUAGUUUGAUGAGGUCCAGUGUCACGAUAUUGGUCGAAUAAUCAUUCGGUGGCGGGUUUUUCCUGGGUGUUAUUUUUAUUUCAAUUUUAUUUUCCAUACCUGUACCUCUAUCGUGUUUGGCCUUUGGAGAUGAAUUUUGGGUUAUGGGGUUCGAAAGGAUAUGUGGAAGGGAAUGUGAUGUGUUGUGAUUUGCGGAAGUGUGCUGCUAUAUUGUAUCGCAUCAAUUGGAGGGCUUCGCCUCCCCCUAGUACAAGUACAGGUAUCAGGGAAGAGCUUUUCGUAUAAGACA
Messenger RNA from Tuber melanosporum (Perigord truffle), 1878 nucleotides. RefSeq lists its product as uncharacterized. Bases 808 to 1569 code for a protein of 253 amino acids. The transcript has 9 exons. NCBI's taxonomy places the organism in Eukaryota, Fungi, Ascomycota, Pezizomycetes, Pezizales, Tuberaceae. The record is from RefSeq and is a predicted model, not a curated record.